Molecule: messenger RNA, 2729 nt
Organism: Elaeis guineensis (African oil palm)
Lineage: Eukaryota; Viridiplantae; Streptophyta; Magnoliopsida; Arecales; Arecaceae
Product: G-type lectin S-receptor-like serine/threonine-protein kinase SD2-5
Biological process (GO): recognition of pollen; protein phosphorylation
Molecular function (GO): ATP binding; protein serine/threonine kinase activity
Source: RefSeq, a predicted model, not a curated record
UGCCCUAACACAUGCCCCCCCCCCCGCAGCCAGCCCCACCCAUGCGGUCGCCUUACCGGUUUCUCCUCCUCUUCCUCGCAAUCCUACCAUGCCUCCGUUCUGUCGACGCCCAAUCCUUUGACUACCCCACCGCCGGCCCUUCCACCUUCUGGACCAACAACCUCUCCCUCAAGCACAACGUCACCUACCCGGACGGCUCCAUGGUCCGGGCCAUCCUCCUCCGCAGCAACCCUGCCUUUUUCGGCCCCUCCUUCUCCGUCGGCUUCUUCUGCAACGCCGCCUGCGACGCCUUCCUUUUGGCCGUAUUCAUCGUCUACACCAACAGUGGCGCCCUGAUCACCAACCCCAUGAUAGGAUCCCCGCAGGUCGUGUGGUCCGCCAACAGGGACCGUCCCGUCCGCGAGAACGCCACCCUCCACUUCACUGAAGCCGGCAAUUUGGUCCUCCGAGACGCCGACAGUACUAUUGUCUGGUCCACCAACACAUCAGGCCGAUCCGUCUUGGGUAUGAACAUCACGGCAUCCGGAAAUCUGCUGCUCUUUGAUCGGAAGAAUGCAUCAAUUUGGCAGUCAUUCGAUCACCCCACUGACUCGCUGGUUCCUGGUCAAACGCUGAGGGAGGGGCAAAGGCUGAUAGCCAACAUCUCCACCACGAAUUGGACUCGAGGUCAGUUUUAUCUCACAGUUCUUGCUGAUGGAUUGAGAGCUUUUGUUGAUUCUAGUCCUCCCCAGGUUUACUAUAUUCAUGGGUUCAGUGGACCUGAAGCAAAGAACAAGUCUGCCUACGUGACAUUCACUAAUGGCAGCCUCGAAUUCUUUGCUUCAUUUACCAAACCGGGUGUGCCGGAUGAAAAUAUCACUUUGCCUUCAGCAUCAUCAGUUCAGUAUAUGAGGCUGGAGUCAGACGGGCAUUUGAAACUUUAUGAAUGGGGUACAACAGGGUGGAACGUUGUGGAUGAUGUUAUGAAACUUUACCCUGAUAAUUGUGCCUAUCCCACAGUAUGCGGAGAGUAUGGAAUUUGUUCUAAUAAUGGGCAGUGCAGCUGCCCUAGUGGAAUAAGCAAUGGUUCGAAUUAUUUCAGACAGAUUAAUGAUAGGCAGCCUAGCCUUGGUUGCUCCCCUGUGACUCCUCUAUCCUGCCAAUCAUUGCAAGAUCACCAGCUCUUGGCUCUCAAGGAUGUCACUUAUUUCUCUUCAUGGUUGGCUGUUGAAUAUGGUACUUAUUUUCCUUCUGUUGCUAGCUUUAAUCUAAAAAAUGAAGAGAGUUGCCAGCAGGCAUGCUUAAAAAAUUGCUCUUGCAAAGCUGCUAUUUUCCAGUAUGGCCAAAAUACUUCUGAUGGUUCUUGUUUCUUGCCAUCGCAGUUGUUCUCACUGAUGAACAAUCAGCCUACGGUAACUCACCAAAAUUCAACUCUAUAUGUUAAGGUCCAGAUUGCGCCUAAAACAACCAAUGGGACAUCGAUUUCUCCAACCUCUAAAAAGAAGGUAAUGGGUGUUGGAGCAAUAUUAGGUUUCACUAUUGGAGCUUUAUUUGCUGUGUUCCUUAUAGUCGGCCUUUUUGUUUUAUUUAUGAGACUAAAAAAUUCACAUAUGGAAGAAGAGGAUCAAUUUGAUCAGGUACCGGGAAUGCCAACUAGGUUUUCUUUUGAAGAACUGAAAGUAGCUACCGAGAACUUCUGUAAAAAGCUAGGAGAAGGAGGCUUUGGGUCUGUUUUUGAGGGAAAGUUGGAUGACAUGAGAGUAGCAGUAAAACGUUUGGAUGGCGUUGGUCAGGGAAGGAAGGAAUUUUUAGCAGAGGUCGAGACGAUUGGCAGCAUUCACCAUAUUUAUCUGGUUCGGUUGAUAGGAUUUUGUGCUGAGAAAUCAUAUAGACUUUUAGUAUAUGAGUACAUGUGCAAUGGAUCAUUGGAUAAGUGGAUCUUCUACAGAAAUCAAGAUAUUGCUCUCGAUUGGCAAACAAGAUGUCGGAUUAUCACUCAUAUAGCCAAGGGACUAUCUUACCUUCAUGAAGAAUGCAGGCAAAGAAUUGCACAUUUAGAUAUUAAGCCGCAGAACAUCCUUUUAGAUGACAAUUUCAAUGCUAAGGUUUCUGAUUUUGGGCUAGCUAAGAUGAUUGAUAGGGAUCAGAGCCAUGUGAUGACUAGAAUGAGGGGAACACCUGGGUAUUUAGCACCUGAAUGGCUAACAUCAAGAAUUACUGAAAAGGUGGACAUCUAUAGCUUUGGUGUUGUUGUCAUGGAAAUUGUGUGCGGGAGAAAGAACUUGGACUAUUCCCAGCCUGAAGAGAGUAUCCAUUUAAUUAGUUUAUUGCAAGAAAAGGUUAAAGAAGAUAGAUUAUUGGAUCUCAUUGACAAUCAUAGCAAUGAUAUGCACUGGUAUCGAGAGGAAGUUAUUAAAAUAAUGCAACUUGCGAUGUGGUGUUUGCAAAUUGAUAGUAAUAAAAGACCUUCCAUGUCAACCGUAGUUAAAGUUUUAGAAGGAGCAAUAAAUGUAGAAACUUGCUUGGACUAUAACUUCGUCGCUACAACUCCGGUGAUGUCAAGCAACACGAAUCAUUUGGAUGCUUCACCUCCACAAUCAGCAUCACUUUUAUCAGGACCCAGGUGAAACGUUCUCAAAGGUGUUUCCAUUUUCAUGUAAGCAACAAUUUGUGUUUUCUGCUUUUGUAUCAUUUCAAAGAAAAUAUGCUGUAUAAUUUCUCGAUGAAAUCCUAUAAAUGAUUUGACUCAA